AGAAAAAGAUUUAGAAAGAUUGAAACACAAUGACUAACAAACUAUAUAGAUUCACGCAUGCUCUACAGCGAACGUGCAGAAUUCUAAUUCCCAAUAUUCAUCCAAGGAUUUUCCUUCCAACGAAUGUCAAGAGAAAUUACAGUUCCGCGCUAUAUAUUUCCGGCAAUAAAGCUUACAAAUCAUUUGCAUUUUUAUCACCGUAUCUGGAUUACGAUGAGAGAUUCGCCAAUAUGGACAAGCUACACAAGGAAUUAGCGUUGCGCAGGAUGAAUGUAGAUAUCGUUCAAUUAAAAAGUGCAUGGAAUUUCUAUCGAAAGAUGAUCGCGGAUAGAUGCGCUUUAGAAGAUAACAAUUCGAAACUCACGGGUCACAAAAGAAGUCUAUUAGAAAGGACCGAUCGUACUGCUGAGCAAGAGCAAGAACUGAAAAAAUUGCGUAUACAACUUGAUAUUGUACGGCAAGAUUUGAAAACAAUAAAAGAAGCAAUUUGGGAUCUGGAUGAAGAUGUGAUGGAGAGAAUCUUGAAAUUACCAAACGAGUUGGAUCCGAAAACGCCCGCCAAUGAAUCGAUAGUACUGAAGAGCAUCGGGAGCGCACCAGAAUCGUUCAAGAAGAACAGGAGGAGUCACAUUGACAUUGGGACAAGCUUAGACCUAUUGGAUUAUAAGAAUCCUAUGUGUUAUUAUUUAUGCAAUAACGCGGCCUUGUUUGAGCUUGCUGUGCUGACACACGUAAGCCGAGUUUUCGAUGAGAGCAAUAUGAUCAAGAUGGCUGGCACAGAUUUUAGUCGUAGCUUCGUAGUGGAAGCCUCUGGUUUGAAUCACGAGGAUCCCAUGGCCACUUUUAUAAUAGAAAAUCAUAAUGAGGUCGAGAGAGGCUCGCCGAAUCGUAUGCAUCUAGUUGGCAGCGCGAGCUUGGUCUCUUUCCUGAUAUUGCAUACGAGGCAAUUGAUAAAUCCUAAUCAUUUCCCACUUAAGUAUUUUGCUACUGGUAGACAAUACAUGCCAUUGCCACGUGAUACACACGCGUGCGGUUUAUUCACAGUGUGUCAAGCAUCCGUGGCGCACGCUUUUGUCGUGGUGAAGGACGCGAAAAGUGAAGAGUACGAAACUCAAUUCAAUAAACUCCUGGAAAGUGUGUGCAGAUUGUACGAUGAUUUAUGCGAUCAUUAUCGCGUCGUUAUGCGAUCCGCAUCCGAGCUACAGCCUUGCGAGAGUCUGCGCGUGUCCUUUGAGAUGUGGUCACCGUUCGCAAAUCAGUAUAUCGAAAUUGGUCACGUAUCUGCGUACGAUAAUUAUUUGAGCAAGAGGUUACUGAUCGCCUAUCAAACGCCAUACGGUAGAGAUUUUCCUGCAAUCAUAUCUGGUACCGUUCUCUCUGUUCCACGUUUGCUAGCUUGCCUGCUCGAACAGAAUCCUGACAAAUUCGUGGUUCCACCAAAGAUAGCUGAACUUAUGCUUUCGGGUGACUAUAUUACUACAUAAAUUAAUAUACUAGAGAAGAAAGUUUAAUACUUUUGUAAAACAGGAGUGAUAUUGAUUGAUAUUAUAGAAUGCGAGUUGUAAAGGAUUAUUUUCAAAUUGAAGGUCCAUAUGUAUUAGCAAAAUAAAUGCUUAAGUACAUUUUUUA
Molecule: messenger RNA, 1629 nt
Organism: Camponotus floridanus (Florida carpenter ant)
Lineage: Eukaryota; Metazoa; Arthropoda; Insecta; Hymenoptera; Formicidae
Gene: Slimp
Product: serine--tRNA synthetase-like protein Slimp
Exons: 2
Coding region: 30-1484 (484 amino acids)
Biological process (GO): seryl-tRNA aminoacylation
Cellular component (GO): mitochondrion
Molecular function (GO): serine-tRNA ligase activity; tRNA binding; ATP binding
Source: RefSeq, a predicted model, not a curated record